This is a messenger RNA of Brassica oleracea var. oleracea, 1186 nucleotides long. Its product is annotated as aquaporin SIP1-1. Gene Ontology annotation, molecular function: water channel activity. Gene Ontology annotation, cellular component: membrane. The transcript has 4 exons. The record is from RefSeq and is a predicted model, not a curated record. Bases 288 to 1007 code for a protein of 239 amino acids. Gene Ontology annotation, biological process: transmembrane transport. NCBI's taxonomy places the organism in Eukaryota, Viridiplantae, Streptophyta, Magnoliopsida, Brassicales, Brassicaceae.
UUCUCUCUUAAAUCGAUUGAUUUUACACCACCCUCUAUUAGAUUCUUUCAAUUCUAAAUAUUCUUAAUUCAAUUUGGACCUUUGAAUUAUUAAUUUCUCAAUCUACUUUUGUCUCAACCAAAAAUCUGUCUGCGAAACCGAAGAUCUGAAAGCAACAUUUGUUGAUGACGCCUUCAAAACUUACAUAUAUGACAACAAAUCCCAGCCAUACAGGCCAACGACCCCGAUCCCGAAACACAUAACACUUCUCGAUACUCACUCACACGCAAAGAGGAAGAAGAAGAAAAAUGGGCGUUGUGAAGUCAGCGAUUGGGGAUAUGCUGAUGACCUUCUCCUGGGUCGUCCUCUCCGCGACCUUCGGUUUACAAACGACGGAAAUCAUCUCCGCCGCCGGUUUUCAGGGAAUCGCUUGGGCUCCGUUGGCCAUCACCACGUUUCUGAUUUUCGUCUACGUUUCCAUUUUCACCGUUGUCUUCGGUAGCGCUAGCUUUAAUCCUACCGGAAACGCCGCCUUUUAUGCCGCCGGUGUCCCCGGAGACACCCUUUUCACCUUGGCGAUCAGGUUACCUGCUCAGGCAGCUGGUGCGGCAGGAGGUGCACUAGCCAUCAUGGAGUUCAUACCAGAGAAGUACAAGCAUAUGAUAUCAGGACCUUCCCUUCAGGUUGAUGUGCACACCGGAGCUAUUGCAGAAACCAUCUUAAGUUUCGGUAUUACCUUUGCGGCUUUGCUUAUUAUCAUCAGGGGUCCACGGAGAUUACUCGCCAAGACCUUCUUGCUCGCUCUCGCCACCAUUUGCUUCGUUGUUGCUGGCUCUAAAUACACCGGACCAGCCAUGAAUCCCGCCAUUGCGUUUGGGUGGGCAUAUAUGUACAGCUCUCACAACACAUGGGACCAUUUCUACGUGUACUGGAUCAGUUCUUUCGUUGGAGCUUUAUCUGCUGCGUUGGUCUUCCGUACUAUCUUCCCACCACAUAAACCCCAGCAGAAGAAACAGAAGAAAGCCUGAGGGGAUAAACCAAUCGAGACUACACCGGUUCAAUACUUUACCGGUUUUGGGAUGUAGAAAGAUUCAGAAGGUUUCUUCUCCAUUCCAAAAUAAGGAGAAACCUUAUCAUUGUUUAGAUUCAAGCUUUAUAUUAUGAAUUGGUGCGGAUGUCGACUAUUAUCCGGUUUGUGCAUAUAUCA